CUGUCGGUUUUUUGGAGACAAUGGCUUGACUCUGAAAGUGUUCUUUACCAAGGCGGCACCUUUUGGUGUUCUUUGGACUCUCACAAACUACCUGUACUUACACGCAAUAAAGAAGAUAAAUGCCACAGACGUCUCCGUCCUGUUCUGCUGCAACAAAUCAUUUGUUUUCUUGCUGUCCUGGAUCGUUCUCAGGGACAGAUUCAUGGGAGUGAGGAUCGUGGCCGCCAUCCUUGCCAUCGCAGGCAUUGUCAUGAUGACCUACGCCGAUGGCUUCCACAGUCACUCAGUCAUUGGCAUAGCCCUGGUGGUGGGCUCUGCCUCCAUGUCAGCCCUCUACAAGGUUCUGUUCAAGCUGCUGCUGGGCAGCGCCAAGUUUGGAGAAGCGGCCUUAUUCCUGUCCAUCUUGGGCGUGUUCAACAUCCUCUUCAUCACCUGCAUCCCUGUCAUCCUCUACUUCACCAGGGUGGAGUACUGGAACUCCUUCGACGACAUUCCAUGGGGAAACCUCUGUGGGUUUUCCAUUCUUUUAUUGACAUUCAAUAUUGUAUUAAAUUUUGGAAUCGCUGUCACAUAUCCCACGCUGAUGUCUCUCGGAAUUGUCCUCAGUGUACCUGUAAAUGCAGUGGUCGAUCACUACACGAGUCAGAUAGUAUUCAACGGGGUCCGGGUCAUCGCCAUCAUCAUUAUCGGCCUGGGCUUCCUCCUCCUGCUCCUUCCAGAAGAGUGGGAUGUCUGGUUGAUCAAGUUGCUCACCCGCCUCAAAGUGAGGAAGAAGGAGGAGACAGCAGAGAGCAGCGGGGACUUGGGCACGGGUCCCCAGAGCAGGAGCAGAAGAGCCCGCCCGUCCUUUGCUCGCUGAGAAAACUCCUCUAGAACUCUGGGAUGCCCCUAUGGUAAUGUUUUUGAGGUCUAUUCCUGAGGGAGGAACCUCAGCUGGGUGAGGUGUACAUACAUGUACAGUUUUGGUAACCGCAGUAAGUUCUACGGUAUUUAUUGGCAUGUCCAAUUUGCUUGCACUUUUCCACGUCAGACCUUCCACUAAGGGUACCGAUUCAAAACAGACAAGAAAAGAACCUCUCAGUGCUUCUUCAAUGAAUGUAAAGUGGGGUAAAAUGAGCCUUGUGUCGGUCUCUUCGGAGGACAGGCAAGCUGGACAAGCCAGGGCAAAGGCUCUGCCUCUUAGCAAUUGAAAAUGACAUUGUGCACUGUGAUUAUUUUUCAGCUAUAGUAGGUCAUAUUUUGUUUUAUACCAGAACUGUAUACUUAAUUUUAAGGAAUCUCAAUGAACCAAAAGAUAAUUGUCAGUUAAUUUGGAUGGGUGGAUAGAUGGAUGAAUGGAUGGGUGAGUGGGUGGAUGGGUGGAUGGAUGGAUGGAUGUGUGGAUGGAUAAACAUAUAGGUGGGUAGAUUGUUGGUGGACAGAUGGGUGAAUGGGAAGGGAGAGAGAGGUGAAGAAAAGGAUAAUAGACAUGAAGAUAAAUGGAGGACAGGCCUGUGCUGGGUCACAUGAUAGGAAACAGAACUCCGACCUAGCUGGUCUGGUCUCACAAGACCAUGAGGAGAACUCAGUGCCUUCUACAGCAUCUCUGUCCUAUGUGAAGCGAGGUGACAUUAUAUGUCACUAGCGCCGUCUUAUAAUUUAGAUGUAGAAAUCUUAAAAAAAAAAAACAAAACUCAAACUAUAUGUGUAUAUGUGUGUUCAAAAGUGACAAAGCUGGUGGCCAGUGCGUUUGGAGGGCGGUUGGCGGUGUACAGUAUGCACUGCAGGUGCACUGUGUGGGAGGAACGGCUGGUGGCUUUUACUUCCAGACCAAGACUGAAACGUUAUUUACUGAGUCUGUAAGCCUUUUAAAAAAACUUUUAAGCGCCGGGCUGUUUACUUACACAAUUUAGGUCUGCCGGAGAAUUCUAUCUGUGAUAGAUCUGUACAGAGGGACUGGGCUUAGAGUUUACUAUUUUUGAAGUUUACAUUGUUACAUAUAAAUGGGAACCUGAUUUUGAAAUGGUAUCAUAUCCUAAAGGUGCAUUCUGGAACCAUGGAGUCUUUCGUUCCUGGGGGGAAGGGGUACUCAUGACCUGAACUUUUUAGCCAAUUAUUAUUCUCAGUUUCCAUUACUUGUUUGGCCAAACAGAUUAAUAAAAUAUUUGAAACAAAAAAA
This is a messenger RNA of Mastomys coucha (southern multimammate mouse), 2158 nucleotides long. RefSeq names its product putative thiamine transporter SLC35F3. The record is from RefSeq and is a predicted model, not a curated record. Lineage: Eukaryota; Metazoa; Chordata; Mammalia; Rodentia; Muridae. The coding region runs from base 203 to 859 and encodes 218 amino acids. The transcript is spliced from 5 exons. Gene Ontology annotation, biological process: thiamine transport.